UUCAUUCUCUGGUAUGUUUUCAGAAUAGGCCUAUAUAUAAACGCAAGAACAAUGUCUCUCUAUGAUGGAUUAGGUUUGGAUAGUAAUCAAGGUGAAAAAGCAACCGGGUGGUCUUCCAGUUUCACAAUGCUAAAGUCUCAACUUGAAGCAAAAAAGGCAGCUUUAACAAAGGCAAAGCAUGAGAAGUUUCGAAGUGGUAACCCUGUUGUUGCUCCUGUGAUUAAUUUGAAUAAAGCAGUAAAAACAGAAGAACAGCUUGAUUACAGCCAUGAUGACAAACUAGUGGAUACAAAGCCUAGUCCGUUUCUUGGUGGAGAGAGUCUUGAUCAAUUUGAAGAUGAGUACGAUCCUAGGUAUCCGAAUGAAUAUGAAAAAGUUACACGAAAAAGAAGAGAAAGACGUCAGCGGGAAAGAGAAGAGGAAAGGCAGAGAGAAAUGGAGGACAGACGGAAAAGAAGAGAUUCAAGACAUUCGGAUCGUGAUAACAGACGAGAUGAUCGAGCACCCCAUGGUAGGUUUGGUGGGCCAGGAAGUGGAUUUUCGCGACGACCUGCAUCUGACGAGGAUGAAGAAGAUGAUGAUUACGAACGAGAAAAACGUAUCAGAAUGACCCAGGGAAGUAAAGCUGCAAUCGCACCUCCAACUAUUCUUAUAGAAGAAGAUAAAAAAGCUGAAAUUGCUCCUCCACCGCCUCCUUUAGCAUUAGCAGGUGGAGCUGGAACACAAUUUGCACGAAAUAUGGCAGGUUCUGUAGCACACAAAAUCAUGACAAAAUAUGGAUUUAAAGAAGGAUUGGGUCUUGGAAAAGGAAACAGGGGCAUCAGUCAUGCAUUACAGGUUGAGAAGACAAGUAAACGAGGAGGUAAAAUCAUACCAAGUUCUCAAAUUGAAAAACAACUUGAAGAAGAGAAGAAAAGGGAACAGGAAGAAAAAGAAAGUGUAGCUAAUUUGUUAAAGAAUCCUACAAAGGUCGUUUGUCUUCGUAACAUGGUUGGGCCUGGAGAAGUUGAUCAAGAAUUAGAAGGUGAAACAUCGGAAGAAUGCAGCAAAUAUGGGGAAGUUAGGAAAUGUAUGAUAUAUGAAAUGGUUGGACAACAAGAAGAAGAAGCAGUUAGAAUAUUUAUAGAAUUUGAAAGACUUGAAUCUGCGAUCAAAGCAGUUGUGGAUUUAAAUGGAAGAUAUUUUGGCGGAAGGACUGUGAGAGCUUGCUUUUACGAUGUUAGUAAAUUUCGUGAUCUACACCUUGGGGAUCCUCUCUGAGCUGACUGCCACUAACAGCUUUCCAUAUCAUCUGACGGGAACAAUGUGUUUGCUGCAAGCAAGAAUAUCGCCAUUCUGAGGAAAAUGCUAAGAUUCAGGUCAAGAAAAGCAAGGACUUCGAACUUGAAACAUGCAAUCAUGCCAUGUCUACAUAUCUACAAUACGUCCACCGGGACUGAUAUAAAUCCAAUUUAUUUUCUUGUAAUAUCUAAAGAAAAUUUUUUUACAGUUCAAUUUGAUAGCUUAAGAUUGAUUAGCUGGGGUCUGCUGAUUCCUGUGGACAAGUACGGGUUUCCAAGCAGAAUUAAGCGCAUAUGCGGAGCUAGCAAUGUUGAUAUGCUUAGAUAGAUAUGAUACAGGUUAAAAAGGUCUUUCGACUUUUAACGCACUCACAACUUCACAUAAGGUUGCACAAUGAAUAAACUUGUCCCAUCUCAUCGUGAACAAGCAACUAAAAGACACUAAUGCUAUGUCCUGGUGCUUGAUAAUUGAAAUCCUCAAAUCCAACAAAUUCAAAACAAAGGGAGUGAUGUUUUCUUGUUCUUUUGGUUAGGUUGAUAUGACAAUCUAAGGUUUAUAUUCUCACUGGACAAUGCUGUGCAAAAUGGAUUCUUCUGUUAACAGAUCUCAAA
Molecule: messenger RNA, 1892 nt
Organism: Styela clava
Lineage: Eukaryota; Metazoa; Chordata; Ascidiacea; Stolidobranchia; Styelidae
Product: splicing factor 45-like
Biological process (GO): alternative mRNA splicing, via spliceosome; mRNA cis splicing, via spliceosome
Cellular component (GO): precatalytic spliceosome
Molecular function (GO): RNA binding
Source: RefSeq, a predicted model, not a curated record